AUGAACUCGAAACUCAUAUUCAUGUAUACCAACGCGCAAAGUGUACUUUAUAAACUGGACGAACUCCGUAUCCAUACCUACGACCUCCAUCCAGAUGUUAUCUCAAUAACAGAAACAUGGUUGUCCGAACAGGUUGAUGAUAGAGAGCUCAUGCUCCCUGGAUUUCAACUGUUCCGCCGAGACAGAGAAAACAGAAUGGGUGGAGGCAUAAUAACAUUUGUUAAGAACGGCUUGCACGUUUCAGAAAAAACUGCCCAACUGACUUGUAGUACCGAAGCAUUAUGGCUGACCAUAAGGGCACCGGGCUCUCAAAGUCUCGAUAUCUUGACAGUAUAUCGCCCCCCGAGAAAUGACCCUGACGCUGAUGCCCAACUGCUGGAGGAGCUCAGAUUAUUUUCAACGCGACCGACCACUCUCAUCGUUGGAGAUUUUAAUGCACCUCACAUCGACUGGAGCUCGGCCUCAGCCGACUGCUCUGAAGCAGCAUUUGACCAGCAGCUACUGCGUACCUCCGACAACCUGCUUCUCACACAACACGUAAUGUUUCCAACUAGAGUUCGAGAGGGCCAACAGAUGAACUGCCUCGAUCUUGUGUUCACCAAGUCGUCUGACAACAUCGACGUUGUGAAUUGCCUCCCCCCGUUGGGUCAAAGUGACCAUGUAGUUCUCAUGUGGGAAUACACGUUAUUUUCCCUUCCUACACAACCGCUCGAUUCCCGACCCAAUAUUUGGCGCGGAGAUUUCGAACAGAUGAAAAAGGAUCUUAGUCCUAUCGACUGGGCAUCCACUCUCUCCAGCGAUGUCGAAGAGGCUUGGUGUUAG
Molecule: messenger RNA, 822 nt
Organism: Spirometra erinaceieuropaei
Lineage: Eukaryota; Metazoa; Platyhelminthes; Cestoda; Diphyllobothriidea; Diphyllobothriidae
Source: the annotation of a GenBank genome assembly